GCAUUUGUCCUUUCUUAGAUUCCGUAGACGAAUGGACACACGUGUAAAUGCACUCUUGUGGUAGACGGAGGAAAACGCAGCUAGUGCCACACAAUACGGCCAGUAAAGAUUUAGCAAGAUAGUCUAACUUAGUUAUUAUAACUCAAGUUUUGCCAUAUUGACACACACUACCCUAAAAGUAUCUGAAACCAUGGGAGGGCAAGCGAAGAGCAAAAAGAAGAGCAAGCCCAAAAAGACACGUUCAAAUGGAGUAGGUGCUGGGCUGGUAGCCUUGACCGCACAGGACCGCAUGAAAGUGAGGAUGCACGAAAAAGCAAGGAAGAAAACUGCAGAAAAGUACACCGUUGAGCAGCUGUUGGAAAAGACGGAAGAGAGCAUGGACAACUUCGACUUCCCGAUGGCCCGUCUGUUCUGUCAGCGGGCCCUGGACGUCGAGCCUACUAAUCUGGAGGUCCUGGAAAUGAUGGGGAACAUUUGUGCUGAGCUGGGGGAGGUGGACAGGGCCGAGCAAGUGUUUCUGAAGGCAGUGGAACUGAGCCCAGACCAGGGUCACAGUAAGUACAUGUACCUCGGACAGAUCCACACCAGUCAAGAAGCCAUCAACUACUUCCGCAAGGGCAUCGAGAUCAUGAUCAACACUCUGGACACACAGAAUACCAGUGCUGCCGCUGCUGUUGAGGGGGCGUCGGCUUUGGGUGAAGAACGCAGUCCCGUUGUGUCGGGAAAAGACGUGUCGGUGGCCUUCUGUUCCGUGGCAGAGAUCUUCUUCACAGACCUCUGUAUGGAGGAGGGAGCAGCAGACAGGUGUAAAGAGGCAAUAUCCAAAGCCCUGGAGUACGACCCCGACAGCGCAGAAGCCCUGCAGCUAAUGGCCAGCUACCUCUUCAGCUCUCAGAACAUGGAGGAAGGAAAGGGCUACCUAAAGAGAAGCGUGUCGUCAUGGUUACCCAGUCUGAACCAGCAGACAGAGCCGGCGGCGGCAGCACAACAGGAGGAUGAAUCUGAACAGAGCGGCGUCCCUCCAUAUGAGUCAAGGAUCACCACUGCCAAGCUGCUGAUUGAGGCCGAGGAGCCAGAGAUGGCGAUGGAGGUGUUGGAGGGCUUACUGGAGGAAGACGACGAGGUGGUGCAGGUGUGGUACAUGCUGGGCUGGGUGUGCUACCUCCAGCAGGACAAACCAGAAGAAGAAGAGAUCUUCAGAGACUCCGCCAAGACCUACCUCACCAGAGCCAAAAAGCUCUACAUGAAGCUGCGUUGUGACGACCCUCCCAUGUUGGAGCAUUUGGAGCAGCUGCUGUCUAAGCUGAGACCUGAAGGUGCCACCGCUGAUGAUGAUGAUGAAGAAGAUGAGGAGGAGGAGGAUGGUGUUGGUGGUCCUCCCAUAGAUGACAUCGCCGAUGACUUCAUCAACAGCAGUGAUGAGGAAGAUGACGCCAUGGAUCACUGAUGUCAGAUCCUGCUUGUCAGACCCUCAUUGCAGUCAACGUGUCUGUUUUUCAGAUACACAUCAGCUCUCUCCAGAACCUGCCCUUCCCAUCUGUCUCUCUCUCUCUCUCUCUCUCUCCCUCUAUCUGUCUCUGUCUGUAUCAUAUUCUCACUCUUUUGUUUGCCUCUCUUCUCAUCUCCAUAAUAUGUAUCUGUAUAUCUCUGGAGGUCAUUUGUGCAUUCUGAAGUGCCUCCACCCCCCCGUGUGUGUGUGUGUGUGUGUGUGUGUGUGUGUGUGUGUGUGUGUGUGUGUGUGUGACUCCUGCCGACUCGUCCGCUGCUCACAGCGGCCACAUUCAGACAGCGGGCGAGCAGCCGGUGAGGGUGCCAAGGAUAUCAAAGAAUACCAAACGUGGACAAGACACGCCUCAUACCAGAUUCCAUCAACACCCGAGAUGAGCGCAGAUCUGGCGCUGUUCGCCACGCUGUGCCCGCCGACGGCGCCUCGGCGACGACGGGCAGGGUGGCAAUCAGACAGGCUGCCGCGGUGUGAAAACAGAACAAAUGCCACCCCGUGUUAUUUCACCCAGAGCGCCCAUGAUGAAGGCUAGAAUGUGUGAAAGGCAGACGGCAGCGGUGCAAUGCAAAAGUUGAAAACAGGAAACAACUUUUUUUUUUUUCUUCUUUGUCAGACUUUUGACAGACGCUGUGUUGGGUGUGUUUUUGUGUGUGUGUGGGGGUGUGUGUGCGUGUUUUCAAUGGACUCUGGAGAGAGAAGGAGAGGAGAGAGAGGAGGUCACUGUGUUGGGGCUAGGCAUAAGCCAUCACAUGUUUGAGAAAUAAAGACACCUGAUUAAGAGAAGGGACUUCAUCCUCUCACAUGCUGAAAUAAAGACACCUGAUAAAGAGAUGCUGAAAGUGCCACCCCAGGCCCUCGCCUUCCAUAACUCGUCUGCCUGUAAAUCAGGCCAACCCUAAAGGCCAGUAAUGAGCAUAGAGAGGCCACUGAUCUUAGACCAGUUAUUUUGGUAACUGUGUAACACCUACUCCUUUUAGAUGUUUUAUAAGGUUGUGUAUGUGUAUGUGUGUGUGUUGUGUGGUAUUUUUAACGUGUCCUUAAAGAGAAAAGACAAAAAUAAUGAGUGAAGUUUCUGUGACUGUGUGCCUAAUGUAUGCAUAUUAUUUGAAAUGAAAGCAAGGUAAGGAUUAAAAAUGCUUUCAGUCGAACCCUU
This is a messenger RNA of Clupea harengus (Atlantic herring), 2657 nucleotides long. RefSeq lists its product as uncharacterized. Gene Ontology annotation, cellular component: membrane. The record is from RefSeq and is a predicted model, not a curated record. Gene Ontology annotation, molecular function: phosphatidylinositol binding; protein binding. Gene Ontology annotation, biological process: determination of ventral identity. Lineage: Eukaryota; Metazoa; Chordata; Actinopteri; Clupeiformes; Clupeidae.